AUGACCAGCAAGCGGCUCCCGCUGGCCAACAACUCCAACGCCGUCAACUCUCCUUUUCGUACCCUCAACCCCGUCUCUGGCAAGCGCUCGCGAGCCCAGGACCCGCGUGACGCUGGCCAGCCUCCUCUAAAGAAACAAGUCCUCGAACUCGACCACGAUGAGAACCAACAACCGCGUUCUUUGAUCCGCCAGUCCUUGGCCUCACAAGAGAAGGAUGCACAACUCUUCCUGAAGAAGCCUGGCAAUGCCCCUCCCACUGCCUUUGAAAGGAAAUUGGCUGCUGCAAGGAAGCCUGCAUCUGCACAGAAGCCUCAACAAAGAACAGCCGACAGUCUCGAGAGCAUCCGUCAAUGGCAACGGCAUUACAGAAAGGCCUUCCCCCAGUUCGUCUUCUACUUCGAGAGUGUACCCGAUGACGUUCGAACAAAGGUCUCGAGGCAGAUUCAAUAUCUUGGCGCCAAAGAGGAAAAGUUCUUCUCGCGUUCCGUCACUCAUGUCGUCACGACCCGUCCUAUCCCGCCAGAGCUUGCCUCGACAAGUUUUGAUCAUGACUCGACCUUGACUGGUGCUCAGAAGAAGACUGCUGACCUGCUCGAGGCUAGCCUGCAGGGGCGUAACCAUACUUCGAACGUCCAAAGCAACGAUGUCUUGUCCAAGGCUAGAGAGCUUGGCAUCAAAAUUUGGGCUUUGGAGAAGCUUCAACGUAUGAUGACUACCAUGUUCGAUACUGACACUGGUGAGCAACCUGAUCAUAGAAGAAACAUUGCUUCAACCUUGCGCAGAGGAGAGAAGCCAGAUCUACAAACACUUCUGCGGAAUGAGAAGGUCAUUGGUCCGGCCGAUCGUGAUCUGGCUGUCGCUGCUCAGGAUUCGGUCCAAUUCCGAGGAUACUACAUUUACGUGCACGACAUGGAUGAGAGAACUCGUCCGGUCAUGGUCCGUGAUUACCCUAAGGUCACCCAUAAGGAGGAGGGCAAGUGGCCACAGUUCCGUCUGACCCCCAUUGGAAGAUGUCCGUUCGUCGAAGAUCCCUCACACACCAAGAAGCUACGUCUGGCAGAGGAGAUGAAGGCCGCCGAGGCCGAGAAGGAGCGCAAGCUGGCCGCUGGCGUUCCUGUCACCCGCAGCCGGGCCGCCACCACAUCUCAACCAAAGGAACAGGCCGAGCCCCAGAACAAGGACAAGGACACGACUGAAGUUGCCGACGAUCAUGUGAAGCCUCUGGACCCACCAAAGGGCAUUCCUAACAAGAGACAAACCUCCAUGGAUACUGGUAGCAUGCCAGCGCUGUUUGGCAGUACCCAGGCCAACAUGAGGGGAGCACCUCGUUUCAUCGGAGGAGAACCUGUCGCGUCCGGAGUUCAGCCCUCAAACAUCACAUCCGCCAUUCGUUCGCAGAUCGUCUCAUCGACUAUAUCGUCGACAGCACCUGGAACCCGUAACGUUGGUGCGAGCAAGGAGAUCACUGCCCUCAAGCGCAGAGCAUUGGAGAGAGGAGCCAGCGCAAACUCCAACGAGCCACUGCAGUCCUCAUACCUCACCGACAUGCGCGCAGCCAUCAACGGAGACCGCCAACAAGCACCAAGAGCGGCCAAGCGCAAGGCACAAGAGACUUUGGGACACAUUCGUGAAGAAAUCGAAAUGGUCGAGGCGGAGAAAGCCAAGUCUCGUCGCACUCAGCAGGUCCGCAAGAAGGUCGUUGUAGAACGUGAGAUGAAGGCAGGAUACUGUGAGAACUGCAGAGACAAGUUCGAGGACUUUGACGUCCACUGCCAAUCUCGCAAGCACCGCAAGUUUGCAAUGGACAAGGGAAACUGGUCCCAAUUGGAUGAUUUGCUGAAUCAGCUGGAACGUCCUCUGAAGUGA
Aureobasidium namibiae CBS 147.97 is the source of this 1866-nucleotide messenger RNA. RefSeq lists its product as uncharacterized. The coding region runs from base 1 to 1866 and encodes 621 amino acids. Gene Ontology annotation, molecular function: nucleic acid binding; zinc ion binding; protein serine/threonine kinase activator activity. Gene Ontology annotation, biological process: positive regulation of nuclear cell cycle DNA replication; regulation of cell cycle phase transition. The record is from RefSeq and is a predicted model, not a curated record. Gene Ontology annotation, cellular component: Dbf4-dependent protein kinase complex; nucleus. NCBI's taxonomy places the organism in Eukaryota, Fungi, Ascomycota, Dothideomycetes, Dothideales, Saccotheciaceae. The transcript is spliced from 4 exons.